Messenger RNA from Vanderwaltozyma polyspora DSM 70294, 1662 nucleotides. RefSeq lists its product as uncharacterized. Gene Ontology annotation, biological process: transmembrane transport; cytosine transport. Bases 1 to 1662 code for a protein of 553 amino acids. The transcript has a single exon. Gene Ontology annotation, cellular component: fungal-type vacuole membrane; plasma membrane. Gene Ontology annotation, molecular function: nucleobase transmembrane transporter activity. NCBI's taxonomy places the organism in Eukaryota, Fungi, Ascomycota, Saccharomycetes, Saccharomycetales, Saccharomycetaceae. The record is from RefSeq and is a predicted model, not a curated record.
AUGUCGUCAAGUUUUGUUGGCAAAGAUAGAGUAUUAUCUACCGAAUUAGAUAUCGAAGGCAAUCCUGGAUUACUAGGUUCUGUCUAUUCAGACUCUAGUGAGUCACACGAUGUGACCCAUAAAACCAUUGCCAGCGAAAAAAAGGAACCUUUUACAGAAUUUAAUUAUACAGCAGAUGAUGAGUUAGAUGAUACAUCGUCUGGCAUCAAUAAUCAAUUGUCAUUAAAAAAUUUUACUUUUUUCAAUAAAAUUGGUUCAAUAUUAAAUGCUGAAACAAAAGGUAUCGAACCUGUUACUGAUGAUGAAAAAGAUGAUAAUUCUGUCUUAAAUGCAGCUUCAAUGUGGUUUUCCGCAAACAUGGUAGUAGCUUCUUACGCUUUAGGUGUUAUUGGUCCAUUGGCCUAUGGAUUAAAUUUUGGUACUUCUGUAUUAACCAUUAUUUUUUUCAACCUUAUAGGUAUGGCACCGGUUGCGUUCUUUUCGGUAUUCGGUGCUGAAUUUGGUUUAAGGCAGAUGGUAUUAUCAAGAUUUUUAGUUGGUAAUGUAACUGCAAGGAUAUUUGCUUUUAUUAAUGUUAUUGCUUGUGCUGGCUGGGGUAUUAUUAAUACUAUUGCAUCAGCUCAAUUGAUUAGUAUUGUUAAUCCUGGCCCACAUCACUGUCCGCCAUGGGCAGGUGUCUUGAUUAUUAUUGGUGGUACUAUUAUGGUAUCAUUAUUUGGUUAUAGGGUUAUUCAUACUUAUGAAAAAUACUGUUGGAUUCCAAAUUUUGCUGUUUUUUUAGUUAUUAUUGCUCGUUUGGCUAGAUCUGGCAAUUUCUCAAAUGGUCCUUGGGGUGGAGGUGCCAACACCGCUGGAGGUGUAUUGUCAUUUGGAAGUGCCAUCUAUGGGUUUGCUGCCGGUUGGGCUACCUAUGCUUCAGACUAUACCGUAUACAUGCCAAGAAAUACUAACAAAUAUAAGAUUUUUUUCUCUGUUUCUGUGGGAUUGACAAUUCCUUUACUUUUCACCCAAAUUCUAGGUGCUGCUGCUGCGAUGGGAACUUUCAACGAUCCUGUUUGGAAAGAAUAUUAUGACAAAUAUUCUGUAGGUGGAUUGACUUUUGCAAUCUUAUCCAUCGACUCUGUUGGUGGAUUUGGUCAAUUCUGCUGUGUGUUAUUGGCUUUAUCAACAAUAGCCAUUAACAUCCCUAAUAUGUACUCCAUUGCAUUAUCCGCACAGUCGUUGUGGAAUCCUUUAUCAAAAGUGCCAAGAGUGUUUUGGACAUUACUGGGUAAUAUUGCUGUAAUUGCAAUUGCAAUUCCUGCUUACUACAAAUUUGAGAAAUUCUUAACUAAUUUCAUGGAUUCCAUUAGUUAUUAUUUGGCAGUGUAUAUAUGUAUUGCUUGUUCUGAACAUUUUAUUUGGAGACGUGGUUUCAAAGGUUACAACCCUGAGGAUUGGAACAGCUGGGAUAAGCUACCGAUUGGUAUAGCAGGAUGUACUGCAUUCGGUAUCUCCAUUAUUGGUAUCGCCCUAGGUAUGGCGCAAAGUUAUUGGGUAGGUAACAUCGCAAGAUUAAUUGGAACAGAUGGCGGUGACAUUGGAUUUGAAUUAGCAAGUAGUUGGGCUUUUAUUAUCUACAAUAUCUUGAGGCCACUAGAAUUAAAAUACUUUGGUCGUUGA